ACAAUGGCCACAGCUGCUGCUCCAGUGUCAUUUUCAUCUACUAAAGAGACCACCAAUUAUGCAAGACUUUGUCGUCUCCUGGUUGAUGUGGGAUCUCAUGUGCUGCGAGACAAGUUUGACAGCAUUCAUCCUCCAACAGAUCUUUACAAAGACUUGAUAACACAUCAUGCCACACUACAGCUACUUCAAAGGAAGGUUAUAAAUCCAACACAAUGGGGAAACCUCUACCCUCCAAUACGCACCUCAGUAUCAUCAAAAAACUUUGAUAUAACUCUUCUGACAGUCCUACUAAGGAACAUUUGUAGCCUAAGUCCACCAGCCACUGGAUGGGAUGCACUUCCCCCUGCCACAGAUAUGAGCUCAGAGGCUGACAUUUCCCAAGUGAAAUACUUUAGAAAUACAGUGUAUGGCCAUGCUGAGAAGGCUUCUGUGGAUGAUGCUACAUUCCAUGAGUAUUGGCAAGAUAUCAAAGAUGCUUUGGUGAGACUUGGAGGGCCUGCAUAUGAAGUAGCAAUUGAUAAUCUUAAAAAUGAGUGCAUGGACCCUGUAUUUGAAGAACACUACAGAGAACUUCUAAAGGAAUGGAAAAGAGAUGAUGAUAACACCAAAGACAAACUGGAUGAAAUUGAUCGGAAACUUGAAGAACUGAUAUUGAAAGCUUCAACAAGCACGCCAUUGCCAAAAGACGUUGAAGAGCCAACUGAACUUAUAGAAAGGAUUCGCCAACUUUACCAGACACGCGAAGGACGACUUUCACCAUUUCCAUGGUAUGAGGGCUUCAACUUUGACAUUAAUGAUAUAUUUACCAGGCCAACCAUUGUCAGGCGAGACAAAACUAGACGAACAGCUGCAGAACAGAUAACCAGCAUAACUGGAGUCUUUAAACCUCACAGUGGAAUCUUCAAGCCUAGAACUGUCCUGAUUGAGGGAGAACCUGGAAUAGGCAAGACAACUUACUGUCAAAAGGUAGUGUAUGACUGGGCCAAUGGUAAAGAAACUGACCCCUCUUUCCCAAAAAUCAAAUUGGUUCUCCUGCUCAAAUGUCAUGACCUGUCAGGAGAUAUCUGGGAAGCAAUUGAUGAUCAGCUGCUUCCUCGAAACAUUGAUGAAAAGGCAAAAGAGAACUUCUUCAAAUACAUCAAUGCCAACCAGUCCCAAGUACUACUGAUACUUGAUGGAUUGGAUGAAGCACCAUCUAAUUAUACAAAGAUGUUUUCUGACCUAGUUGAGAGCAGGGAGCUUCCAAAGUGUCACAUCAUUCUUACAUCCAGGCAAGAAGGUAGUGUCAAGAUAAGCAAGUUUUGUGACACCUUACUUCAAAUAGAAGGAUUUGCUUCAGAGAAUUCUCACAAUUAUAUCACGCAUUACUUCAAAGACUUAGAGGCACAGGGACAAAACCUUUUGCAGAACAUAGAACAAAGUAUUGAACUUGGAGAACUAAUUGCAAACCCCUUAUUCACAGCAAUGCUUUGCCUUGUUUAUGAAGAUUUAAACGGUGGUCUGCCUCUAAGCAAGACUCAGUUGUAUCUAGAAAUCACAGAAUGCAUUCUUAAGAGAUUUUGCCAAAAACAAGGAUUGUCUCACAACAAUGACAACCUAACUGAAGUGUUCAAGGAAGAGCUGGAACAAUUGGGAAGUAUAGCCUUGAAGGCCUUGAAGAAAGAUAAAAUGCAUAUUGAAGACAGUGAAUUUCCAGGAACAACAGGAAAAUCACCUCUAUUUGAAUUUUUAUCAGUUCAGUCUAACAGCAGCAAAAGAAGAUCCCAUACAUGUUAUCAAUUUUCACACAAGAGUUUUCAAGAAUUCUUUGCAGGUCUUUAUCUCUCUGACCAAAUUUUGAAAGGGGAAACAGACUUUGAGGGACUGCUUUCAAAUAAACAAGGAAACUUAAAGUCUCUUGAGCCAGUCCUUUUGUUCACAGCUGGUAUUCUCAGCUAUAAAAGUGAAAAGGAUGCCUGUUCUCUUUUAAAAAUGAUUAUCAAGAAAAUUAAUCAUUUCCAAAACUUGAGUUUUCCAAAUUUUUACCUGUAUUUUGCUGUAAAAUGCAUUAGUGAAUGCUCCACAGAAAAUUCAAGACUUCGAUCCCAGAUGAUAAAUUUAUUGGGAAAAAACCUGGAGCUUCAAGAGGUGAUGAUAUCUGACAACAGUUUCCCCAUUAAGUUGUUUGUUGAGGCCCUUCAAGUUAACAAGUCUUUAUACUUGAGAAAUAAGACAUCGGAAUCAUCCCUGUGCCUCUACCAGCCUAACACAUGA
Messenger RNA from Pocillopora verrucosa, 2253 nucleotides. NCBI's taxonomy places the organism in Eukaryota, Metazoa, Cnidaria, Anthozoa, Scleractinia, Pocilloporidae. The record is from RefSeq and is a predicted model, not a curated record.